UUGUUCCCUGUUGCUUUAAAUCUGGGCUGUAAAAUGAAUUCUGCAGAAGGAAGCAGGGUUGGUUGGGAGAUCAUUUUACAAUCAUGUUGGUCAAACUUUCCAAGAAGCUGAACGGGUUAAAAGCAGAAAGUUCAGCAGCUAGAGUAGAUCCAGAAAUGUAGAGUCCUCUUACUGAAUUCCUUUUCCUGUAGCUCCUUUGGAGAAAACUUUGAGUUUGGUGUUGCCGUUCUUGAAUUUUGCUGGGCGAAUCUCAACAGUUCGGAAAGAGCAGAGACGGGACAAGUGUGUUUUUCGCCUCCUGUCGGGAGAUGGCGGUCACUUCUGCGCCUACAAAGCCGUCAAUACAGUAGCUGCAUCUGUGGUUGAUCCUUAAAGGAGUUAAAACCAUCAAGUACUGUAUUGCUAGAAAGGAAUGAGGAAGAAGAGAAGCACAGAGGAACUUCCUGUACCGGAUCCCUCAUGGGUGGAAGGUGGCUUGCAGAGCGGCUUUUGUGCUCUUCCAAAAGUUGAAGCAUCAGCUGGAAGACAAAGAGGAUGCCAACAUAAGCACACUGGACAACUGAGAAUAACAAGCAACACUGAAAAACAAAGCAAAUUGAAGCAGAAAUAAAAAAUAUUUUCUAUUUCCUUCAGAAAACCACAGAAUUCGUCUACUUCAUCAGCAGAUAAGAGACAGAAAAGAGAAAAUCAUGAAGAGAUUUGCAGCUGGAAAAAGUAGAUUAUAUAGAAUUUAAGAAAACUUUAGUCAGAAUAACUCCCUUGCGAUUCAUAGAAGGAUCCUCAUAGUAGAGAUAACCUACAACUGCUUCCAAUGUGGUAAAUGCUUUUGCAAGCAUGGCAACUUUGUGAUACAUCAGAGGACUCACACCAGGGAGAAACCAUAUGAGUGUCCAGAUUGUGGGAAAAGUUUCACAGCAAAUUCCCACCUGGUGAUACACCAGAGGACUCACACAGAAGAGAAACCCUUUGAAUGUCCUAAAAAAUUUUUUCAAUGUCCUGAAAAAUCUUUUCAAUGUCCAGCCUGGAAAAGUUUUGUGGGAAAAGUUUCAGUCUCAAUUCCAGCCUGGAGAACCACCAGAGGACUCACACAGGAGAGAAACCCUUUGAAUGUCCUGAGUGUGGGAAAAGUUUCAGAGCAAAUUCCAGUCUGCUGAGCCACCAGAGGACUCACUCAGGAGAGAAACCCUUUGAAUGUCCUGAGUGUGGGAAAAGUUUCAGUCAAAAUUCCAGCCUGCUUAGCCACCAGAGGAUUCACACAGGAGAGAAACCCUUCGAAUGUCCUGAUUGUGGGAAAAACUUCGCUGUCAAUUCCAACCUGUUGAUACACCAGAGGACUCACACAGGAGAGAAACCAUAUGAAUGUCCAGAUUGUGGGAAAUGUUUCAGUGAGAAUUCCAGCCUGGUGAGCCACCAGAGGAUUCACACAGGAGAAAAACCCUUUGAAUGUCCUGAGUGUGGGAAAAGUUUCAGACAGAAUUCCCACCUGGUGAAACACCAGAGGACUCACACAGGAGAGAAACCCUUUGAAUGUCCUGAGUGUGGGAAAAGUUUCAGUCAGAAUUCCUACCUGGUGAAACACCAGAGGACUCACACAGGAGAAAAACCCUUUGAAUGUCCUGAUUAUGGGAAAAGUUUCAGACAGAAUUCCCACCUCAUUAUACACCAGAGGACUCACACCAGGGAGAAACCCUUUGAAUGUCCUGAGUGUGGGAAAAGUUUCAGUCAGAAUUCCUACCUGGUGAAACACCAGAGGAUUCACACAGGAGAGAAACCCUUUGAAUGUCCUGAGUGUGGGAAAAGUUUCAGUCAUAAAUCCAGUUUGGUGAGACACCAGAGGACUCACACAGGGGAGAAACCCUUUGAAUGUCCUGAUUGUGGGAAAGGUUUCAGUGACAAUUCCAGCCUGGUGAACCACCAGAGGACUCACACAGGGGAGAAACCCUUUGAAUGUCCUGAUUGUGGGAAAGGUUUCAGUGACAAUUCCAGCCUGGUGAAACACCAGAGGACUCACACAGGGGAGAAACCCUUUGAAUGUCCUGAUUGUGGGAAAGGUUUCAGUGACAAUUCCAGCCUGGUGAAACACCAGAGGACUCACACAGGGGAGAAACCCUUUGAAUGUCCUGAUUGUGGGAAAAGUUUCAGUGAGAAUUCCAGCCUGGUGAAACACCAGAGGACUCACACAGGGGAGAAACCCUUUGAAUGUCCUGAUUGUGGGAAAAGUUUCAGUCAGAAUUCCAGCCUGGUGAAACACCAGAGUACUCACACAGGAGACAAACCACACAAGUGUGCAGAUUGUGGGAAAAGUUUCAGUUACCGUUCUGACCUGGUGAUCCACCAGAGGACUCACACAGGAGAGAAACCCUUUGAAUGUCCUGAUUGUGGGAAAAACUUCAGUCUCAGUUCCUCUCUGGUGAAACACCAAAAGACUCACACAGGAGACAAACCACACAAGUGUGCAGAUUGUGGGAAAAGUUUCAGUUACCGUUCUGACCUGGUGAUCCACCAGAGGACUCACACAGGAGAGAAACCCUUUGAAUGUCCUGAGUGUGGGAGAGGUUUCAGUCUCAAUUCCAGUCUGGUGAAACAUCAAAAGACUCACACAGGAGACAAACCACGCAAGUGUCCAGAUUGUGGGAAAUGUUUCAGUUACUGUUCUUCCCUGGUGAACCACCAGAAGACUCACACUGGAGAGAAACCAUAUGAGUGUCCAGACCAGCAGAGUCAAACAAUUUGAUUGAGGGCCGCAUCAGGAUUGUGGUUGAUCUUGUGGGUGGGCAUGGUGGGGUGAUGUCACAUGGCCAGCUCGACAUCUCUUGUGUCGUGGGGCGCCUGUGGUGGCUCAGGCAGGUCUGGGGGGAUCCAUUGUCUCCAGCAGAGGAAGGUGAGACAAUGUUAAGCGCCAAAACCCUUGUUCUCCUCAUAGCGCCCAGCCUGGCCCUCAAGCUCCCGUUGCACUGGGACCCCACAGCCCAGCCCUGCUUCCCCCAGUGGGUCCCCGGCUGUGUUUACCUCCUCCUCAAGGCUGCUGCUAUGCUCGCUGUCCUUGGGCACGUUGCUCAUGGUGUAUGCAGGAGGGCAAAGUGUGUGUGUCAGAGGGAGGGCCACUCCUCCAUGCGAGGAGCCCCAACUUUGUAACUAAAGCAUCCUCAGCAAUAGGAUGGGAGACUACCAGGAGAGUCAGGAGGAGGGGACAAGGGGAUAGCGAAAGGGCAGAAGGGCAGCUGGUGGCCAAAUACUAAGGUAGGACUUUCCUCAGAAUCUGAUUCCCUCUUAUUAUAAUCAAUCCUUCCUUCCUUCCUUCCUUCCUUCCUUCCUUCCUUCCUUCCUUCCUUCCUUCCUUCCUUCCUUCCUUCCUUCCUUCCUUCCUUCCUUCCUUUUGUGGCCAAAGACUGAAAACAAACCAGGCUCAGUUUAUCCAGUGCUUGCAUCUAGUGGGAGAGUCCACAGACAACAGCAAAACUUGUCAAAAUGUUGGUUGUGAUAGUUGAUCAGAACUCCUCUGUUUUUUAUGUACUGUAAGGUCCCAAAAUGUACUUGAGUCACCAGAAUGCCAAAAAGAGAGACUCAAGACGAGGCUUGCAAAAAGAGGCAGAUUUUAUUUAUGGCCAAAAACAAAAUACUGGGUGGGACUAUAUCCAGAACAUACAGAUACAAUGCAUGUGAGGAGAUAGCCACACCUUGGGGAAGGUAAGGCGUCCUUUUUAUACCCUCAGAGACAUCAGUUUAGUACCCAAUUCUGGCCUCCUAGUUCAGGUUUGUGUAUUCCUUGUUGCCCUGCAAAGGAAUAGAAGUUUCCCAAUUAGCGUUAUCUCUUCCUUGAGCAUUCCUUUGUUCUCUCAAUUGGCCAUUUGGCUCCUGGUUCUGCAUCAUCCAAGGAAUAAAUUGAUCUGUAUAAUCAAAGGUGUAAGUUAGAGCUGAAGUGUAAAAUUAUCCCUCGGAUGAUGUCUGCAGUUCCAACUGAGAUACGUACCAUGCUCUUAGAUGGCAUAAGAAAAACAGGAAGAAGAUUGAUAUGGGUUCAGAUCAAAUGGCAGGAACAUAUCUUUGACAAAUAUCAGAUACCUUACAGAGGCCUAAUAACAGCAUAUGUUUGUUACAGGAGAUACAAAUACAAAGGCAUACAAUAUAUGUGAUACAAAUACAAAGGCAUAUUUGUGUUACAGAUAUAAAGGUACAAUAUAUGUGUGUUAUACAAAUACAAAAGGCCAUAUGUGUAUUACAGGAACCUAAUGGUUACAGAAUAACAAGUUCCUACUAAUUCUCGUAUACCAGUAUAUCCAGUGGUGGGAUUCAAGUAAUUUAACAACCGGUUCUCUGCCCUAAUGAUUUCUUCCAACAACCAGUUUGCCAAACUGCUCAGAAAGUUAACAACCUGUUCUCCUGAAGUGGUGCGAACUGGCUGAAUCCCACCACUGAGUAUAUCAUAUUCUAGUAUUAUUUAUUAUAUCCUUAUAACUGUUUCCCUUCAGUACAGCGUUUAGGAACAGAGAUAAAUUAGUUGCUUUUCUAUUAAUACAUAAUCCUUAAAAGGGCUGUCCUGUAGGGAGCCUCCCAUGGUCUAAUUCAGACUGGAAAUAUAACAAAGGAAAAUAUUCUCCCCACUCGGCUUUGUCCUGUUUUCCCCACUGGAAAUGGCUGUUUGCAACACACAAGGAGGGGAUACUUUCCUGCGAGCUCACAAUUCAAGAAUACCAAUGUUAACUUGGAUUGCUAAUAAAGUUGCCACUCACUCCUCCCUCCCUCCCUUCCCGCUUUCCUUUCCUUUCUUUUUUUAAGCUGCCAAGAGGCUCCCGACAAAGGCUUCCCAUAUUGACCCCUCCCCCAUCAUUGCUUCAGCAUGGUUUUUAGCUCACUUCUCCCAGACUCAUGCAAUUGUAUGUUUGUGUGUGUGUGUGUGUGUGUGUGUGUCUUUGUGCCCCUUGCAGCCCAGCCAGUGCUGUGAUAUUGGAGAGGAAAAGAUUGGGAAAGGCUGGGGGUUGAGAGAAAGAAACAAGCAUUGCAAAAAAACAGCUUUUGUUAGCUUUCAGCCUACAAUGAGCUUGUAGGCUGCAAGUGAGUGAGUGCAAGUGAGUGAGACACCUCCACCUCCACCCCCCUCCACACACAUAAACACACACUCACCAGUGGUGGGUUCCUCUCAGUUCGGCCCGGUUCUCCCAAGCUGGUAGCGGUGACGAUAUGACGUCACUGAAAUGGUUCUGCCCCCCCCCCGUGCCCCCCACUCCCAAAGCGCUCUGGAAUAGGUAUCAAUAGAUAAAUGAAUAUAUUUCCAGGGAGCCAAAGAGGGAACAUGGGUAACAUCCAUUUGCCAUAGUUGAUUAGAGGUGAAACCAGGAGAUUAACGCCCAUGUCCGCCGAGGGGGAUGCCCCAGAACAUUGGGGACAGGAUGAAACAAUUUGCUUGGCUUGAUCGAGUGGAAUAUGGCAAGCUUGUGCCAGCCCCCUGGCAUUUUGAUGGAAAAAAGAAUGACUAGAAAAAGGAUCUGUGAACAAAGUAGGUAAAACAUGAACAGCAGCAUCAGCGUGACUAUUGCCUUCAGAAAGAGGGCCAGGAAGGGGCGAGUGACUGCGUAUGUGAGAGACAAAGUACAAAUGUUUCCGGUCUUGUAGCACUUGCUGCAAAGUGAGAAAAAGGGCCAUAAAAUUGGGGUCAAUCCUGGGCGUGAUAUAAGCACCUGGAAGAUUAAAAAUAAGUUGACACACAUACUGCGAGUCAGAGAUCAAAUUAAAAGGCUGUUGGGAAAAAGUGUGGAAAGCCAAGAUAGCAGCAGACAAUUCUGAGUGUUGUGGCGAGGAUUGCACUGCAGUGUAGGACACUUUCCAGGUAUCAUCAUGAGGAUCCUUAUAAGCAAUCGCUCCUCUCAUUCGCCCUCCAUCGGAAAAAACAGUAAGAACUUGCGACAAUGGAAAGGGAGAAAGCCGUGGGCGAACAGGAAAGGAGGAAGUCAUUAAACAUUAGGCAAAUGAUAUGCAAUACAACCCCCAUAGUUAAAGCACACUGAAGAGAUAAGAUAUUCUGAAAAUAAAAGUGAAAAUCAGUUUUCGAGAUAGGAAGAACAACAUUCAUGAAAUCGGUCCCAUUUCUACGACAAGCUUGAGUGCGCCCCAAGGUUAUAAUUUCAGCAAUGGCUUGGAUAAAUGGUAAAACGUUUUGGGAUGGUGUAUGGGGUAAAUAAAGCCAUUCAAUACAAUA
Messenger RNA from Pantherophis guttatus, 6193 nucleotides. RefSeq lists its product as uncharacterized. The record is from RefSeq and is a predicted model, not a curated record. Gene Ontology annotation, molecular function: RNA polymerase II cis-regulatory region sequence-specific DNA binding; DNA-binding transcription factor activity. Gene Ontology annotation, biological process: regulation of transcription by RNA polymerase II. Lineage: Eukaryota; Metazoa; Chordata; Lepidosauria; Squamata; Colubridae.